Messenger RNA from Prunus dulcis (almond), 1063 nucleotides. Its product is annotated as chorismate mutase 3, chloroplastic. The record is from RefSeq and is a predicted model, not a curated record. Bases 74 to 1048 code for a protein of 324 amino acids. Lineage: Eukaryota; Viridiplantae; Streptophyta; Magnoliopsida; Rosales; Rosaceae. Gene Ontology annotation, molecular function: chorismate mutase activity. Gene Ontology annotation, biological process: aromatic amino acid biosynthetic process; chorismate metabolic process. Gene Ontology annotation, cellular component: cytoplasm. The transcript has 6 exons.
UAAUACGUUAAUCUUCUCCCUCUCUUUCACUCCCAAAUCAAAUCAAGCCAGUAAAAUCACCACCACCACCGCCAUGGAUGCCCACCUGCUAAAAGCUUCAAUGCUUAGCCCUUCAGCCCCCAACACCUCAAGAUCUUCAAGACCCACUCCCCAUUUGGUCUCCCACACCAUUUUUAAGACCACCAACAAUGUCUUUCGAUCCAACCCCGGGAGAAAACUGUACCAUCUUCUCCGAGUUUCUUCUUCUCCAACCUCUCCCAUCAGAUAUUCAAGGAAGAAAAGGGUGGAUGAAAGUGAAAGUUUAACUCUAGACAAUAUAAGACACUCUUUAAUUCGACAAGAGGAUAGCAUAAUAUUUAGCCUUUUGGAGAGGGCUCAGUAUUGUUAUAAUGCAGACACAUAUGACCAUGAUGCCAUCUCGGCAGAAGGAUUUCGUGGGUCGCUCGUUGAGUUUAUGGUCUGGGAAACUGAAAAGCUCCAUGCGCAGGUUGGCAGAUACAAGAGCCCAGAUGAGCAUCCUUUCUUCCCAGCGUAUUUACCUGAGCCAAUGCUUCCCCCUUUGCAGUACCCACAGGUUCUGCAUCCUUGUGCCGCUUCAAUUAAUAUAAACAAUGAGCUUUGGAAUAUGUAUUUUAGAAACCUUCUUCCCAGAUUAGUCAAAGCUGGAGAUGAUGGUAAUUGUGGAUCAGCCGCUGUUUGUGACACACUUUGUUUGCAGGCACUGUCGAAGAGAAUCCAUUAUGGUAAAUUUGUUGCAGAGGCCAAAUUUCUUCAAUCCCCUGCUGAAUAUGAGACUGCCAUUAGAGCACAAGAUAGGACUCAAUUGAUGGCCUUGCUGACAUUCGAAACAGUGGAAGAGGCGAUCCAAAAGAGAGUAGAGAUGAAGGCCAAAACUUAUGCCCAAGAAUUUAAAAUCCACCAAGAGGAAGAUGAAGCAAGUCCUGUAUACAAAAUCAAGCCACAUUUAGUUGCUAGUCUGUAUCGAGAUUCGAUCAUGCCUCUGACAAAGGAAGUUCAGGUUGAAUACCUAUUGAGAAGAUUGGAUUAAAAAUGAAAAAAAAAA